AUAGACGGUGACUGAGCUUGUCCUUGAGACAUGUCAGCCCGAGGCUCUUCCGUCCACACUCCCCGGGACAGUCCGAGUCCGUAGCGCGUCUGUCCGCCAGCAUGUGGACCGUGUUGGUCCGAGCCGGGCUCCGGCCAGGUGUGGUAAAGCCGUGUCGCCUGCUCAGAUCGGUGACACAGAUCCCACAGAGGUCCCUGGUGCACCAGGAGAAUUUACCCAAGCUGCCGGUGCCGCCCUUGAAGCAGACAUGCGAGCAGUACCUGGCCUCUCUGGAGCCCAUCGUCAGCAAGGAGGAGCUGGAACACACCCAGGAGCUGGUGGCUGAGUUCCUGAAGGGGGGGGUGGGAGAACGGCUGCAGAAAGGCCUGGAGCGACGGGCACGCAAGACAGAAAACUGGCUGUCAGAAUGGUGGAUGCAGUCGGCCUAUCUGGACUGCCGGAUGCCAGUGGCGGUCUACACCAGCCCCGGGGUUGUCCUGCCGCGCAUGCGCUUCAGCGAUCGCCAAGGACAGAUGAGAUUUGCUGCCAGACUGAUCACAGGAGUUCUGGACUUUAAAAAAAUGAUUGACACUGACACCCUGCCUGUGGAGUACCUGAGUGGGAAGCCGCUGUGUAUGGAUCAGUACUACCAGAUAUUGUCCUCCUGUCGUAUCCCCGGCACAAAGAGAGACACCGUUGUAAACCACAGCAUCGGGAAAACCCCUCCAUCUCACAUCACUGUGGUCCACAACUUCCAGUUCUUUGUCUUGGACGUUUACAACAGCGAUGGCACGGCACUGACAGUAGACCAGAUCUAUAUGCAGCUGGAGAAGAUCUGGAACUCGUCUUUGCAAACUAACAAAGAGCCGAUUGGCAUCCUCACGUCACAGCACCGCAACACCUGGGGCAAAGCCUACAACAACCUGAUCAAGGAUAAGACGAAUAAGGAAUCAGUGCGGGCCAUCCAGAAAAGUAUCUUCACUGUUUGCUUGGACGCUCCGAUGCCGCGUGUGUCCGACGAGCUGUAUCAGAGCCGCGUGGCAGCGCAGAUGCUACACGGAGGAGGAGCUCGCUGGAACAGCGGCAACCGCUGGUUCGACAAAACAAUACAGUUCAUAGUCGGUGAAGACGGUACGUGUGGGCUGGUGUACGAACAUGCCCCCGCUGAGGGUCCACCCAUCGUGUUUCUCAUAGACUACGUUGUUAAAUACAUGCAGAAGACUGAAAUAGUCCGCUCCCCCAUGGUUCCUCUGCAGAUGCCUCAGAAGCUGCGUUUUAACAUAACACCCGAAGUCAAGAGAGACAUUGAGAAUGCCAAACAAAAUAUGAACAUAAUGGUGCACGACUUGGAUGUGAAGGUGCUUAUGUUUUCUCAUUUUGGAAAAAAUGUGCCAAGGCAACAUAAGCUGAGUCCAGAUGCGUUCGUGCAAAUGGCUCUUCAACUUGCCUACUUCAGGAUGUAUAAUAUUUGCUGCUCCACAUAUGAGAGUGCAUCGUUACGAAUGUUCAAAUAUGGCCGAACGGAUGCAAUCCUUGCAACUACUAUUGAGUCGUCAAAAUUCGUCGAGGCAAUGCAAGACCCAGCUAAACAGAACACAGAGAGGCUGGAGCUGCUGCAGAAGGCCGUUCAGACGCACAAGGACAACACGUACAAGGCGAUUCAUGGACAAGCCAUAGAGAGACACCUCCUCGGGCUGAAGAUCCAGGGUAUUGAUGACCUGACCUCCAUGCCCGAGAUAUUCAUGGAUACGUCUUUUGCUGUGGCUCAGCAUUAUAAUCUCUCCACCAGCCAGGUCGGCUCCAAGACAGACUGCGUGAUGUGCUUUGGUCCAGUGGUGCCAGAUGGCUACGGAGUGUGCUACAAUCCCAUGGAUGAGCACAUCAACAUCGCCAUCACGGCCUUCAACAGCUGUGAGGAGACACACGCUGCCAAGUUUGCCCGGGCUGUAGAGGAGGCUCUGUUGGACAUGAGGGCUCUCCUCGAAGACACGGCCAAAGCCGAGCAGUGAUCCCACACGGGACCCUGCCGGUGUGGUUGUGUCCCACUGCGGCGCACAGGAGCUGGAACUGAGUCGCUGGCAGAGCGCCGCACUGGCACCAACUCACAAUGUACUGAGUGUGUUGGAGCUGAGGGGGAAACCUGUUAACAAAGGAUUGUGGGAAGAGAGUGGGAACGUGUGACGAUCAAUGCACUGCCUUUGAAAGGAGGAGUAAAUCUCUAUGAUGGGAAUUCUAUAUUUUAACAUUUUGUGUUAUAUCUAUUUGAAAUUUAAAUGGACACAAUUUGCUUAAUGUAAUAGUAUUCUUUUUUUUUCUUCCUUUCUUUAUACCUAACCACUUUCUAGAAUGACACUGUCCUCGCUUGACUGUCGAGUGUUUUGGUUUGUUUUGUUCAUUUAUUCAUGUCAAUAUAAUUAUCACAGAUGUAUGAAAAUCAAGUUUGGAAGGAUUUUGUUCUCUAACCAUAUACAUUUAAAUACAUAUAGAAAGCCAAAGAAAUGUGAAACAUAAAAAUCAAAAGCUCCUCCAGGUAUUUUUUAUAAAUUAAUAUCCACGACUUAUAAAGGAAUAUUCCGCUCUGAAGCUUCCUUUAGAAUGAAGGUAGUCGCCAUGAAACUCAAUCUCUGCCAUGUUUCCAGAGGAAUGCCACACAAACAGCUGUUGACCUUUAAACACGUUGGUCUUUAAGAUGUCCAUGUCCCGGAUCUGAACAGCAGAAAAAGACAAAAUAUCCCUGUAGUUAUUACACUUGCACUUUUUUACCUUUGCACUUUGGAGCACACUGAAAAACAACAACCCAAAUUAAAAAAAAGCUGACCCGCACCAUAAUGUACGUAGACUGCGAGUUGGUGGCGUUUAAUGCUAAUCCAAUGUGCAGUGCUUGCACUCUGAUCUUCACGGCGGGGGGGGCGUUGAUGAGCACUCGACAGGUGUGGUUGGUGCUGGACGUCGUGGGGUUCUCAAAGUCACCGCUGGGGGAGAACAGCUGAAUGUCGCAGUCUGUGGGGCAAAGACCAUGUGUACUUAACCUUUAGUAAAUGCAAACGUGUAAACAAAUGACAUAUGAACACCUGUAUUAGUGUUAUACGUAAAGAUCAAAACAGGAACCUUUUUGGAAACAGUAUUAGCGACAGAUUCAGUUCUAUGGUGUUUUUAUGAGGAGUUGUAUUUCAGCUUCACUGAGUGUUCACGUUAUUACCUUUUUGUUGCAGUGGGCUCCCACAUUUGUUGCAUUUUACCUAUAGUAACUUCCAUUCUAAGCCAGUGAAACAUCUUCUUUCAUUAAACAUCUUCCUGUUUUUGGACAUUA
This is a messenger RNA of Limanda limanda (common dab), 3289 nucleotides long. RefSeq names its product carnitine O-acetyltransferase-like. The transcript is spliced from 14 exons. Gene Ontology annotation, biological process: carnitine metabolic process, CoA-linked. Gene Ontology annotation, molecular function: carnitine O-acetyltransferase activity. The coding region runs from base 102 to 1988 and encodes 628 amino acids. Gene Ontology annotation, cellular component: peroxisome. The record is from RefSeq and is a predicted model, not a curated record. NCBI's taxonomy places the organism in Eukaryota, Metazoa, Chordata, Actinopteri, Pleuronectiformes, Pleuronectidae.